UAAACAACUUCACUCAAAAACUAAUCGAGCUCUCUCUGAUCAGAGAGAAAAAAAGAAUCUAUGGCUACAGCAAUUUCGACUGCUCUCUCGUCGUCGGUGUUUAUCGGGAGUCAACUAUGCAACUCGAGGCGCUGUUUGUUAAACUGGUGCCAUACGCCGCUCUUCAAACACCGCAAUUUCGCGGCAAAAAUUCGCGCUUCUUCUGCUACAGCCUUCGUCGAAACCAAGCCAGCGGAUCCUGUUGUGGUAGAAAAAGAGGCGAAUACUGGCAAGAACAUUUUAGCCUGUCCCAUAUGUUACGAGCCUUUAUCUUUGAUAGGUGAUAGCGUCUUGUCUGUAGAUACUGCCGGGUCUAUUUUGCAAUGCGGGUGUUGUAAGAAGAGUUACUCUGGCAAGGAAACACACAUUGAAUUGACUGUGGCGAGUGGGCUUAGAACAUAUGAUGAUACUAAGCCCUUGGCUACUGAAUUUUUCAGGACUCCAUUGAUAUCAUUUCUCUAUGAAAGAGGUUGGCGUCAAAGUUUCAUAUGGGGUGGUUUCCCAGGCCCUGAGAAAGAGUUUGAUUUGAUAAAAAAUUACCUGAAGCCAGUUUUAGGCAAAAAUAUCAUUGAUGCUAGUUGCGGUAGUGGGUUAUUUUCAAGACUUUUUGCCAAGAGUGGAUUGUUUUCUCUUGUUGUUGCACUGGAUUACUCAGAAAACAUGCUACGGCAAUGCUAUGAAUUUAUCAAGCAGGAGGAGAACUUUCCCAAAGAGAACUUAAUAUUGGUCAGAGCUGAUAUCUCUAGACUUCCUUUUCGUUCUGGUUCUGUCGAUGCUGUCCAUGCUGGUGCUGCUAUACAUUGCUGGCCUUCACCAUCAGUGGCUGUAGCUGAAAUAAGCCGAGUUCUGAGACCUGGAGGUGUUCUUGUUGCUAGCACCUAUAUACUUGAUGGGCCUUUCAAUUUUGUCCCACUUUUGGGUCCACUGCGCCAGAAUAUUGCACAAGUAUCAGGCAGUCAAAUCUUCCUUCGUGAGCGUGAACUAGAAGAUAUAUGCAGAGCCUGUGGGCUUGUUGGAUUUACAGCUACAAGGAAUAGGCAAUUUGUGAUGUUUUCUGCUAGAAAACCUGGCUAAGCAUUCAAUUCCUUGGUGUUCUUCGUCCCAUCUCAAUAAAUUGGUCUAGUGAGCCAUAUUUACAUCUGAUAAUGUUUUGUGCAGUUUGUAUCUCUUGUAUAAUGUUUGAUGUUUAGUUUGUACAGAGAGAAGAGUGUGCAUCAUGUAACUAUGAAAUUAAACCUUUUUAUGAGCUGCUAUGAAAAAAGGAGAGAAAUGGGCCAGAAGUUGCACCUUAUGCUAUUUUGGCUUCUGUAA
Molecule: messenger RNA, 1350 nt
Organism: Jatropha curcas
Lineage: Eukaryota; Viridiplantae; Streptophyta; Magnoliopsida; Malpighiales; Euphorbiaceae
Product: S-adenosyl-L-methionine-dependent methyltransferases superfamily protein
Molecular function (GO): S-adenosylmethionine-dependent methyltransferase activity
Source: RefSeq, a predicted model, not a curated record